GAGGUGAGCGCGGCCUGCCCGGGGAGUGAAGGGCCAGGCUACUGGCAGUUAACGCAUCUGGCCGCAGCUUGUCGGCUGUCCGACCACAAGCCGGGGUCAGGAUGGACAUGACAGGGGAUAAUCGGGAUGGCUUCAGACCGACGGGAUUCCCGCCUAGCAUCACCGGACAGAAAAUGGAAGUGGAGGAGGCGUAUGCUCUGAUCUCAUCCUUGGAGAGGCCGGAUUACGAGAAAGUCGGAGAUAACUAUGUCUGUGCUCUAUGUGAAAAGACGUUCGGCUACAAGAAUGGACUUAUUCGCCAUCUUCGGAUUACUCACGUCAAGGAGAAACCGUUCGAAUGUAACAUUUGUCACCGCCGUUUCGGAUACAAGAACAUUUUGCUGGAGCACCAGAACAUACACUUUGGAAUCAAGCCGUACGCAUGUACAAUGUGUGACAAGCGGUUUGCUGCCCGCUCUAACUUAAUCCAGCACAGAAUGACACACCGAAAACCUUACGGUUGUUAUCUUUGUCACAAGAAGUUUGACAGAGAUGAUCAACUACAGCGCCAUCUGUUGGCCCAUCCCAGAGGCUUACUGCAGUGUAGUACGUGCGGAUUUACCGCCCCUUCCCAGGAGGAGCUGAGCCGUCAUAUUGUGGACACUCAUCCGCCACAGGUGAUGGACACACGCGACAGAAACCGACCCUCUUUCGAUGACACUCCUGCCGAGAGCAUCGACCUGAGGAUGUCGACCAAUCAGGGACCACUUCCAUCCAUAGAUACCUUCCAAACAAAGCGGCAAGCGACAACGACUUCCGGUAUGUCGUCACACUUCCAGCCACCCUCGUUGUACAGCAGCGGCCACGAAGCCGGAAAGCGUCUGGAGAACCUCUGCCAUCAACUUGCUCACCGAACAGGCACACCCAGCAGUGAGUUCGGUACAGUGAUUGUCAAACAGGAACACCCCUCUCCCGGGAGCGUGCCCAUGUCACAACCCCACGGGCUCUAUCCGCUGUCCUUAACACACGGAUCCCCCGCGGAGGGACCGAAGAACGUGUCCAUGUCAAGCAUCCCCAGACUGAGUCACUCCGACUCUUCUCUCAGCGACCCGGCCACACCCACAACCCCACGGCCGGGGAGUGACUAUAGUUUUACACCCCCCGCUCGCCGGGACUCGUCCAGUUUCAAUGCGUUGGUGGAUCUCGCUUCCCGACGCCUGAGCGACACUAUGACGCCCAUGGACUCGACCUCCCAGGGCUACUCCCCCGGCCGCACAGUGGACUCGUCCAACACGGGUGCCGACUCAACGACAAACGUCACUGAAUUGUUGACCACCCUGCAGAGCCUAGUGAACAAAUCUCAGGAGACGGGCGGUACGUUCACGAUUGGGGCGGGUCGGACUUCUCCCCAGAUCUCCAUCACCGUGGGUCCACGACCCCCCAUGAGAUCUGCCUCGGUCCAGCACACUAGCCCUCUGCCGGGAUUUCCCGACCUGGAUGACGUCAUAUCGUACUACGCCUCACAGGGUCGUCUGUUCGAGUGUAAGCACUGCGGGAUCCUAUUCCGUGAACGUGGUCUGUAUUUUCUGCACAGUUCUCUCCAUGACUCCAACAAUCCAUGGGAAUGUCGUAUCUGUCAUGCUCUCUGCAAGGACAAAAACGACUUCAACCUCCAUUUUGUAAAUCAGCAACAUAAUUAACUUUAGCAGAGGUGAAUAGAAUAAUGUCCCAUCUUUAAAUGUCUACAAGAUUUAGAGUUACCCCACAUAUAAUUAGUGGAUCAUUCCAGGUAACGCAUUUAGAUACUUAAUAUACCAGUACUUUAAGUUUACUUGAAAUAUCAUAAAACGGAAAGUGAGUCUAUGUAAUUUUCAGUAAUUUUAGGAAAACCAACCCAAACCAAAGAGCACUGUUCAUGUUAUUGUGUAUUGCAUAACCAUACUAUAUUCGCGCCAUAAUCUUGGAGGCAAUUGAGCAUACCCCUAUAGUUUCUCUUGCAUAUAUUAGGACACGGUUUAUGUUUAUCGUUUUUAACAUUUCCUGUUGAUGGAAACAAAUUACAUACUGUCAUCUCUAUGGUAUAUAUUUAACACUAUUGCUAAAUUAAAAUGUUGACAACUCUUUAGAGCGGAACCUCACAUAUUAUAUGAGUAUGCCACAAAAAGCUUUUAGGCCAUUAUAAUCGCAUCUGUAUCUGCGUUUAGCAAUAAUAAGAAGGCCAGUAAACUGGUAUACAUGCAUGUAGUCCACUUUCACAACAGUUUGUUUAGUUACCUACAGUGUUUAGUCUGCGGUAAUUAUUCCCGACAAAGUACUCAUUAGAUUAGAUCAUUGCCAACAUCGCAUCGGGAAUAUUAGACCGUCCCUAUAACACACUGUAAAUUCAGGACCAGAUAUUAUCUCUGGUGGAUCCCCAGCAAUGUGUUAUUUAAGUAACACACGUAAUGUGGCAUCUGCGUUUGGCUCUGUGAUAUAGAGUGAACCUUUGUGGCAUAAUGUUAGGCACACAGUAUUUAGCCAUUCAUCUCUCUAUACCACUUCUAUACUCAAAGAGAGCUCUGUCUGUGUCGCUUAUUAUCAAUUUCAAAAGAACCAUUAUUACCAAUACCCAAAAUAAGGAGAUUAACAUACUGAAGAUUUAGAUAAGGACAUAGUUACACGCAAGAGAUAGGUAGUGACCUGUUUUCACCGAUGUCACCAAGGCGUAGGGCGAUUUUCAUGGCAGGCACGGAAUUAAAAUUAAUUGACACCGGAUUUCGUGUUUAUUUACUAUAUAUGACGUUUACUUGUAAUGAAAUCGGUCUCCACAGGCUCAAGGGCUUGGAAAUUAGAACCAUCAAAAGGUGUGGACAAUCUCAUCACGAUGGCCACCAUAACUGCAAAAGCGCAUGUGCAGCUACCUCGAUCUGGCACCAGAAACCCUGCGCAGUGGCCACAAAUGCCCUGGCAGCUUGAUGGCGAUCACAGGAAUGCGGAUGCACAGUGUUACUUUAGGAGUGAAUGAUGCGUACGGGAAUUGUGCAACUGGUCAGUAGUUAUCGAUGAUCUAUGUCACAUGCUCUUCCUAGGGCUGAAAUCACACGCGAUGCAAGUUUUUCUUUUUGUUUAUUUCUGAAUCAGUUGACCACGAUGAAACCCGACUACUCCAAAGAUACUAGCUGUCAAAGCCAUAUUGUGCAAAUUUCAGUACAGUUAUAAAAGGACGCAUAGUAAUCUAUGUUUUAUUCUUGUGUACACUUUUUCAAAGUGUCUUUUCUAGGUGGCUGUUAGAUUUUUAAAGGUUUUAUGUAUGGAAAGAUUCAUAAUGAGAAUUACAGUUAAGAUUUAGUUGUAAUUCUGUGUGGCCAAGGUACAACAUGGCAUUUAUGUGAUUCAUUUUAAGCUUUAAAACUGAAUAUAUUUUUAGAGAUCUACUUUUAAUGUUUUUAAUCAUAGAAUGUUAGUUUGAUUGCAGUUUGUCAUCUAGAUAGAAGUUUAUAGAUCUGAAGUUAAUGUGGAUAUGAUUGUUAUCUUACGUCAUCUGUUAUAUAACUAUAUACUUGGGGCGAGUAGGGCAUGGCAAAGUAAGGUUAUGACACGAGGUACAGGUUCAAUUCCAGCCUUGGGCGGACCUUUUGAGAAUUUCUCCGCUUUCGAUGUUCGUGGAGUCUUAAUGACAGUAAUCGGAAGGUGCAUGGCAUUCGUGAGAGAUAAACAAAUCAGAUGAACAAAUUAAAUACAAACCUAAGUCUUCUAAGGAUGUGCGAGCUGAUACGUUCACAUUACGUGUAACGCACGCAUUUGUACAGGGUUUGAGACUAAGGGAAAUGUGAUUUUUAAAUGACA
This is a messenger RNA of Liolophura sinensis, 3804 nucleotides long. RefSeq names its product ikaros family zinc finger protein-like. Bases 102 to 1679 code for a protein of 525 amino acids. The transcript is spliced from 2 exons. Gene Ontology annotation, biological process: regulation of transcription by RNA polymerase II. Gene Ontology annotation, molecular function: DNA-binding transcription factor activity; RNA polymerase II cis-regulatory region sequence-specific DNA binding. Lineage: Eukaryota; Metazoa; Mollusca; Polyplacophora; Chitonida; Chitonidae. The record is from RefSeq and is a predicted model, not a curated record.